This is a messenger RNA of Argentina anserina (silverweed cinquefoil), 1119 nucleotides long. RefSeq lists its product as uncharacterized. The record is from RefSeq and is a predicted model, not a curated record. Bases 1 to 1119 code for a protein of 372 amino acids. The transcript has 4 exons. Lineage: Eukaryota; Viridiplantae; Streptophyta; Magnoliopsida; Rosales; Rosaceae.
AUGGAGCUUAAGAAAGUCAGAGGUUCUGGUCUGCCUACUAUCUUUGAAGAAUCCGAGUCUCCGAGUAUGGAUGAUUUGAAACCAUGGAAGAUUGAUGAAAAAUACCAUCAUGGAGAUCGAAUGAGUGUUCUUCACAAGUUCUACAAGAGUUACAGAGAACGAAUGCGAAAAUUCGACAUUUUGAGUUACCAGAAGUUAUAUGCAAUAGGAUUUUUGCAGUCCAAGGACACACUAGAAACCUUUUCGAGCUGCAAGUCCUCAACUCCAGCAAUCAAAUCAUUUCUUUUGCAGAACUUUGGGCUAUGCAGACCGAAGAAAAAUUCUGAUUCUGACCCACUGGUUAAGUUCGUUAGAGAAUUGCAUAGUGAAUUGGAAGUAGUAUAUGUUGGACAGUUGUGCCUUUCUUGGGAAUUCCUUCAAUGGCAAUAUGAGAAGGUAUUGGAGCUUUGGGAAUUUGAUGAAUAUGGUUUACGUUCGUAUAAUGAAGUUGCAGAGGAAUUUCAACAGUUUCAAGUGCUCAUGCAAAGAUUUGUUGAGAACGAACGGUUUCAAGGGCCAAGGGUUGAAAAUUAUGUAAGAAAUAGAUGUGUUAUGCGAAAUCUUAUGCAAAUUCCAGUGAUCAGAGAAGACAGUUUGAAGGAAAAAAAGAAAGCCAAGAGAGAAGGUAAAGACAUUGAUGAUGCAAUUGGAUGUGAUAUUCUAGUAGAGAUUUUGCAGGAAUCCAUAAGGACUUUGUGGCGAUUCAUAAGAGCUGAUAAAUCUGCCAAUACAACGGAUGCUUGUCGAAAAAGAUCAAAGUUGGAACUUGAAGAUUCCUUGGAUCCAAAGCUAUUACAGGAAGUUCAAGCAGAUCUUCAAAAGAAAGAGAGGAAGCUUAAAGAGCUGUUGAAGAGUGAGAACUGCAUACUGAAGAGAUUUAAAAAGCACCAGGAGGAAGAAGAGAGCGCAGAACACCUUUACUUUUUUUGUCAAGUUGACAUCAGAUUAGUGUCCAGGGUUCUAAACAUGUCGAGCAUAACAACUGAUCAACUAGUCUGGUGUCACAAUAAGCUAAGCAGGAUACAGGUUGUGAACCGAAGAAUUCGUGUAGAUCCUUCUUUCUUACUAUUUCCAAGUUAG